Molecule: messenger RNA, 6417 nt
Organism: Hyposmocoma kahamanoa
Lineage: Eukaryota; Metazoa; Arthropoda; Insecta; Lepidoptera; Cosmopterigidae
Gene: lgs
Product: collagen alpha-1(I) chain
Exons: 20
Coding region: 39-4298 (1419 amino acids)
Source: RefSeq, a predicted model, not a curated record
GGCGGUAAUCGUUCAAGUUGGCGAAGGCACGCAGGGGAAUGAUAAAGGAGAAGGAGAAGGGCGGCGGCGCCCGGCUCAAGGAUGAGCCCAGCGACCCCGCCGAACCCGGGCACGGGUCGCGGCCGCCGUCAGCGUCGCUGCCGACCCCAGCGGCGCUGAAGAAAGAGCCGGACGAGCCGCAGCACAGGGUCAAAAUGGAACCGCAUAGCCAGACCGGCGGGGAGGACUCUACCGCUGACCUAGGCGUUGAUGGCAUUAAGACUGAAAUCGACGGUCUUAUGGAUAGUGAUGGUGAUCCAACAAAGUCGCCAAACUGUGAACUCGGGGGUCCCGGGUCGUUGAAGUCAGAGCGCCUAUCGUCAGACUCUAAUGAUAUCCUCGACCCACAAACUGGCCUCAGAACUUCUGGAAACAACUUACAGCAGGACGGAAAUCCAAACUGCCGCAACCCUAACAGUGGUCCAGAGAACAUGGGGUCUUGCCGCAUGGGAGGUUCCGGUCCAAUGGGGCCCGGCGUCUCUAUGGGUCCUAUGUCUGCCAGCGAGGCGCAGACUUUACCAUCUAACGUCAUCAGCAAACAGGCCGGUAGUAUGGAGCAAAGUCAGAUCUUCGUGUUUUCUACGCUGUUGGCCAACAAGGGCGCAGAAUCCGUGAUAUCCGGGCAGCACCACUCCAUUAUUGCGUAUCAUUGCGCGCAACCUGGCACUAAAAAGUAUCUAGAGAAACACCCUUUGAAAAUGGGACAAUUCAACAAACAGAGCCCUGCUCAAUGGCUGAACAAUCUUGCGAUGUCUAGAAACCGCAGUGGAGUCCGAGGCGGUCCUAACAUGAUGGGUGGUCCUAACCAAAUGAGUCACAUGAUGGGCGGUCCAAUGGGCCCUAAUAUGGGUCCGAUGGGACACAGUGGUAUGGGCCCAAAUAUGAUGGGUCCGAACAUGAUGGGCCCAAACAGAUUGGGUGGUCCAGGCACUCAGAUGAUGAUGAUGAAAGGUGGGCCCGGCCAAAUGGGCCAAAUGGGACCCGGGAUGGGCCCGAUGGAUGGGUUUCCAGGGGGCACCCCGUCCUGUGGUGUCAUGGACGGCCUCGGUGCUGAUGGUGAAAUGCCCUGGGACACCAAAAACCCCUCCGUAAUGCCUAAUGGCAUGGCAAACGGCUGUGGACCCAUGCCUCCCUGUUCUGAGGGUAAUGCCACAUCGGCCGACACUCCAGCUACCAGUGGUGCCCCAUCUGAUCCCACUGGUGGACCUGAUGCAUCUUGCCAACAACCUGGCCCUAAAGGUGUGAAAAUUCCAGAUGAAAACCUAACACCACAGCAGAGGGCGCACCGCGAGGAACAACUGGCGACGAUACGCAAAAUGCAGCAGAUGUUAUUCCCAGAGAGUGGAGGUCCCAACAGCAACCAAGGUCCCGGUCCUGGGCCGGGCGACAACAAUCAACCACCCAACGACAUUAACCCGCCCAAUUCCACCGCCAACAUGAACAUGCCUUUCCCACCUAUGUCUGGCAUGGGUCCAAAUGGCCCAAUGGGCUCUGGACCUAACGGCCCAAUGGUAUCGAUGUCUAACAGCAUGAGUUCUGGACCCAGUUGCACAAUGUCGGGACCCAUGGGCCCAAAUGGACCGAUGGGUCCUGGACCAAUGGGGCCUGGUGGUCCCAUGGGUCCAAACGGACCUAUGGGUGGUCCGAUGGGUGGCAUGGGCGGGCCGGGUGGUAUGGGGAUGGGUGGGCACGGCUCUAUGGGUCCUAACGGUAUGAUGGGCCCUAAUGGUCCUAUGAUGCCGGGCAUGGGUCCAAACGGGCCUAUGGGUCCAAUGGGACCUUGUGGGAUGAAGGGAAUUCGUGGUCCUUGUGGUGGCCCAGACAUGAAGAGUGGCAUGUGCACAGAUAUGCACAUGGGAAGGGCGUGCGGAGGCCCCAUGGGGCGAAUGCCAAACCCCAUGGGCGGAAUGGGUGGGCCUAAACCUUGUAUGAUGGGAGGACCUCACAUGGGCCCCAGGAUGAUGCCAGGACCUAACAUAAAUGCAAUGAAUGGUGGAAUCAUGAUGGACGGAAGCAUGAUGGGUGGCAUGGUCGGGCAUGGCGAUUGCCCGCCUGAUCACCACGCUAUGCCCAAUGGACCCAUGUGUGACGAAUAUGGACGUGGGAGAAAUAUGGGUCCUGGUGACCCCGGCGGGUUGGGCCCAGGCGUCCCCGGUGGCCUGCACAAAGGUCCCGGUGGACCUAUGCGCAGUCCCAAAAGUCCCAGCGCCGGCGCAGAUAUUGAUUGGCAGAAGAUACACCACCAGUUCUUUGAGGACCCGAAGUCUAUGGAUAAUGAAUUGAGUACACAAGUGAAAUCUCCCUGUUCAGAAAGAGGCGGUUGCUUGCCUCCGCCACCGUACGGUGCUUCUCCCUUACACCGAUCUGCCUCUGUACCUAUUGUGUCUCAAUCAACAGCGACGCAAUCGCCAAGCCAUGGGUCCGUGCCGAUGACGAUGUCGGCUGAAGCCUCACGUGCAGGUUCCGGCAUCAAUUCACCCGCGCACUGCAAGCCUGGACCUAAACCGGACGCGCCAGAAAUACUAGAAAAACUCGACGACGGAGUGUUUGUGCGAACACUGCAAUGCCUGGCGGCGCAACAACAGAAGAACCAACAGGCUGGCUCGCACUCGAAGGAGCCCAGCCUCAUGCCGGUACCUUCCCCGCAGCAGAUCUCGUAUCUCAACCAAUUCGAAGGACAAGAGUUGACGAUACAGAAGCAGCCAAACACGUCGUUAAAAGACAACGGCCCGCCUUCAAACAGUGGUGGACAAACGCCACAGUCGAGUUCUAAUCAGAAAUCACCUGCUGGCAUGAUGCCAGGUACUCCAGAGCCACACUCGUCACUGUCAGAACAGCGUGCGGGUAGGUUUUCAAUGGAGCAGAGUCCAGGGUUCAACAAUCCACAGACACCAACUUCAGCAGCAAGCACCAAAUGUGGACAGGAUGAAAAGUCUCGCCCGAGUCCGUCAUCAAACCGUUCGAGUCAAGACAGUGCAUCAAAAACUCCUCAAAGAGAAUCCUUAAGCCAGGGCCCCUAUGCGCCGGCCUCUUCGGCCUCGUCCUGCGCCGGAAGUGUUAAAAGUAGUUGCAGUAUUGCCAGUAGCACAGCUAAUACUACGCCUAGUGGAGCUAUGGAUGAUAGUAACACCGAGACAACGUUAUCAGGUGGUCCAAACAGCACAAGUUUGCCCGGCCCGUUCCCUGGCCCAUGCAGUAUGAACAGGCCAGACAACAUUCCCAUCAACCCCAACCAGGGUCCCAACGGCCCAAUGGGCCCCGCUACCUCUUCCUUCGACCCUAUCUCUUCAUUGGCUCAAAUGUCGCAGCAGUUAACUAAUACAGUAGGCGGUGGUGGUCCCGGACCUGGUGGCCCUAUGGGACCCAACGGCAGCGGUAUGGGGCCCUUCGGCUCGGGGCCACACCAUAUGCAACAUCACCAUUCUAUGCAUCCACAUGGACAUCCUCAUAUGAUGAUGAACGAUCUUGGAUGUCAUAUGGAUAACAUGGGAGGCCCAGGAAUGGGAGGACCUAUGGAAGGAAUGAUGGGGGGCGGAGAUUUCCCACCGGAAAUGAACUUAAGUCCAAAAAUGGGCGGAGGACCCAUGGGUGGACCUAUGGGACCCAUGGGCCCCGACGGAUCGAUGAUGGGCGGACCCAGAAUGGGUGGCCCGGGCAAGAUGCCUCCUUUCAACGGCGCAAACGUUCAAGUAAAAGCGAGCGCGCCGAACACGAUACAGUAUUUACCGACGAGGCCACAGAUGCCGUGCAACUCGGGACCUAGAGGUCCUCCCAGCCUAGACUUCUUGCAGCGAGUCACGAAUCCGAUGCAAAUGGACAGCAGUAAAGGCGGCAUGCAGUACUUCCCCGGUGCAAGGGGCGUGGAAAUGGAAGGCGGCAUGCGCGGCAUGAUGCGCGCGCCCGGCAUGCUGCGGAUGCCGCACUACCCCACCGGCUUCAAUUCACCGCCGAAGAUGGGCGGUGAGCCCUUCGGCGGGCCGGGGCCAGGCCCUAACCCCAUGUGUGGGCCCGGGCCCAACUUCCGCGGCGUCAAGGGCGGUAUGGGGCCUGGCAACGUGCGCAUGGGCACGGGGCAGCCUCUGCCGCCGUCCAUGGGCGGGCCCAACCCAGGCUUCAAGGGGCAAGGCUUCGCGGUGCCGUCCACGGCGGACCCCAACUAUGCGGCGCAGUUCCACAACUUCCAGCAGCAGCUGUACGCCACGGGCAGCCGCGCCGCGCAGCCGCACCAGGGCUACCCGCCCUACCAGCCGUCCAAGUGAUGACCGGUGCCCCGCCCCGUGCCCUGUGAAUAGCCACCGCUUGUGAUAUGGACACUGCGAGACGUCUCUCGGUCGGCCCCGUAGCUCUACCAUACGGAUCUACGCUAUGGCCUGUCGAUACUAUUAAGUUUUAUAAUGUUCUUUUAUAUUGCAGACUGACCGGAGUUAGUGUUUUUCGCUGUAGAGAAACGUGAGCGUACUUAAUGUAUUUUAAUUAUACACCAGUGAAUGAGAGAUCAAAUAUUUUGUUAGUGAUUUUUCGUUAGUCCGAGUUUUAAUGAGAUUUUUCAUAAAAAUGUGUUUUUCGAAUUAUGUUAGCGUAUUUUGAUUAGGUCGUUAUUCUAGGUUUCUUGACUGAGCAUGAUUUUAGUGAAUGAGAAAGCAUUUGUACAAAUUGUACAAAGGUUUUAGACGUGUUGUCGUAUACUCUACAUAAUUUAAAGUACAGUUUUAGACAUAUUUUUGCUUAUGGCAAUGACUUAGAUUUUAGAGAAUUUUUUUACACAGACAAUGCCAGAAUUUCAGUGUAUUGGUUCCUUUACUUAGCUAUUUUUAUGUAUGAUUCCUAUUCACACAGUUAUCUAGUCAAUUUUUGAAAUUAAUGACGCCCAACCCUGUGUCAAAAUGUAAUCGUUGUUCAUUCGAAUCCGCAACUUGGGUACUUUUAAUAACUCGGAAGUACAUAUUUUAGUAUCAAUACUUUUUGUCCAUUUUAGUUUAAGAGUAAUUAGUGAAAUUGAUUUUUUAUAUUAUAAUAAUUGUUUGGCUUUGUGGCCAGUAUACUCUCGGAAUUAGUACCAGUUUGUUGCUAUGACUUUCUUUUAUUGAUCUGAAUAGCAAUGUUUUUUCUGUCUUCCAAUACAUAGACUCUAUACAAUAACGAAGAGUACAUUUUUAAACAUUUUACGCUUCAUUGAAGUCUUGCUUUUAAUUUAUUUAAAAGUACUUAAAAAUAUCUGAUGCCAUAUUGUUUGCCACAUGAAUUUGAUUUCGUGAUAUUUUUACUGUCCCUUAUUUAUUGCCUUCAGGAAGCGACAGUUUUCGUCAUAGUGUAAUUGAUAUGCUAGGUUAUUAGCGCACAUUGUGGUCGUCACAGUGGCCUUCGAUAGAUACUGCCUUGUUUAUAAAGCGUGAACCCCGGAAAAUGCGAGUUUUGCGUUAGUUUGUAUAAAACAGCGAUAUUUCUGUCUCGUUGCAUGGGAACGGGAAGAAAGAGGGAUUUGUAUAGCACAUUAAUAAAAAAUGCGAUUCACUUCACGUCUUGCAACGUGGCAGAAUACGCUACGUUUUAUACAUUACUAACUGUUUAGGUAACUUAUGCACUUGCGUUUUCAAACAGCGCAAUAUAAAUUACUAGAAAAGGAUUUCAGCUGUCUCACAUUGUAUGAAAACGUGGACAGUGACUUCAUAAUAUUCUCAUUGGAAGAUUCAAUGGCAUAUUACAUUAAAUGCCAACUGCGCCAUUUCCUGUGUUGUAACUAAAAUACUUAAAUUGAUGAUCUCAAUUCAGUAACUGGACACAAGUGUGUAAGUAACCUAAUAUUUUGUUGAGAUUAGGAAGGGCGUUGCAAUUUUGUGAGAAAACAGCACAACAGUCCAGUAAGAAACACCCGCUAGCAAUUAGAUAGUGUUAAUUUUAACGUAAUUGUAAUAUAAGGUAAAGAAUGGUUCUUGUUUUAGGAUUAAGUGAAGAGCAAUGAUAUAAAAUAGUUUGUGUAAUAUUGAUAAGAAAUGAAAUUAAGAUGCAAACUAUUGGUUGUGAUUCUGACACAAUUUGUUAAGUUGUUCGUAGAUUUGACACAGUAUAUGUGGAAUUAGAGGGUUUUUCGACACUAGCGAUUUUACGUUGCUCAAGUUUUAGUUGCUCACUCAAAUUGUAGGCAUGUACAGCAACUUUCAAACUUCUCGUAGUCUAGUUCGUUUUUACAACGUAUUCUUAAAUAUUUCGAAAGCAACGAAAAGACGUGCGAUUUAAAAUCGCUAGUCUACGGAAGCACUUACUGACUUCACGAUAAGGUCCUUUUCACUUGAUUUUUAUGUUUUUGGAUAUUUUUUACUUGUCGUUCUCGUUUGUACAUCGCUAACAAUAAUUGUACAGAGUACUUUUGGACUUAAUUUA